Marchantia polymorpha subsp. ruderalis is the source of this 861-nucleotide messenger RNA. Lineage: Eukaryota; Viridiplantae; Streptophyta; Marchantiopsida; Marchantiales; Marchantiaceae. The record is from the annotation of a GenBank genome assembly.
AGUCAUAUAACCGAUGAAUCGGAUGUGCAAAGAAAGUACAACGCAAAAAGACUGAGCAGUGCUGGUUGCGUACGUAUUUUUCGAUGUGUCUUUUCACUCGUUGUCUGUGUGAUAGCCUCGUGCAACUUUCUCGACUCGACUCUCCUGAGUCCUGUGCACACUUUGUUCCAAUAGAUGCAUGAAUAGAGAAAGGAGUCAGCUUUUGGCAUUUGGACACAUGCUGGAGGUCGAGAUGUCAAAUCCCCGCGAAGAGGCUCCCAGAUUAGAUGAGUUCCACAAGCUGAUAUCACAAAGGCAACUUUAUGAGCAGAAUCUGAAAGAUGCGAGGGCUCUCAUGGUAGAAUACGAGAGGAAGGUCCAGGAGUGCAGGAGAAUUGAAGAGGAGCAAGGAGACCUCAUCAGGAAGAUACAGAUCGCAGAGGAUAUCGAACUCGAAGAGAAGCAGAAUAUCUUCAAGGAGCUGGACACGUACAAGAUGCUCAGCAUGUGCCAUAUCUGCAAUACAGAGCCCAGAAGCGCCUUGGAUUUACCAUGCAUGCAUUACAUUUGCUGCGAAGACUGCCUGGACAUCUCGAAGAUCUGGAGCGGCGUUCAAAGCUGCCUCAUGUGCAGAGUUAGAGACCACGACACCGAUCAAACCGACUCCGAGAUUCAGAAUUCCGAUUAGUUUCUUAGCCGUGGCCUGGCAGUCACGAAAAACUGUAGAUCUCUUCUAUUUCUCGAGGAAUAGGAAUUAGCUUCGUUGGCCUUUACGAUUAUUGCUCUUGCUCUUGACGGUCUUUGGGUACCGAUUCGAUGUGUCUAUAUUUCUCUGAUCUACUCAAAGCUGAUCUUCAGCGCGACGUUCUCUGUUUCCAGUUC